AUGUCAUUGAAGGAGGAUAUAACGACGACUGUGGUGGUUCACCACAAUAACGACAAAGAGGAGGGUUCCAGAUCUGAAACUUCGAUGACGUAUGUAAGUGUUAUCGCCGAUGGUCAAAGGUUGCAACGUGGAGGUGUCGUCGGCGGCGGUAACAGUGGUGAGGCGGCCGUCGACAGUCGUGGAUGUGGUGGUGUUCAUCGGAGAUGGUUGAAGGAGUUAGCAAAAAAAAGCCUCAAGUCAAAUUUAACCCUGGGGAAAUCAAAAGAGGCAGCAACCCUUGGCUUUUCCCCCUCACCUCGAACGCUUGUAGAGGAAAGGAUGACAGAAUGUGACGCGAGCCAGAGGAGCACCACGGUCGGGAUUGUGGAUGAUUUCGGUGAUUACUCCCUUGAGGUAAACAUUGUGUUCUCCAAAGCCGAGGCUGCGGAACCUAGCAGCCCCUUCCGGUGGUGGCAACAAACCAGCAUAACCGGUGGUCCUUUCCCCCCUCCUCUUUGUGAUCAAUCUGCCACCACCAAGCCCCCUUCUUUCCCUUUCUUCUUCUUCAUUCACUGCCAAGAAUAA
Messenger RNA from Lactuca saligna, 564 nucleotides. Lineage: Eukaryota; Viridiplantae; Streptophyta; Magnoliopsida; Asterales; Asteraceae. The record is from the annotation of a GenBank genome assembly.